GGAAGCGCACGCUGUAGCUCUGAAAAAGUCACUCGCGGCUCCAGCGGGCGGGAGACUCGUCGCCCCUUUUGGCCGGUACGGUACUUGCGACUUUUUGCUUCUCGGGGAGGGCUCUAAGCCGGCUCGCACGCACGCACCUCGGGCCCACUGUUUUUUUUUUUUUUGAGGGAGACCAGCGUGAAUCAUCCUCGCUAGCAAGAGCUUAGUCUGGGCGGGUGGAAGAGAAGCCGCCGGAAAGACGAGAGCUUCUUCCUCCCCUUUUUGGCUCUGAAAGCUGGAAGUGAAGGCUUGAAGAGGGGAGGCAGGCAGUCAGGCGGGCGGCCGGGCGGAAGCGCUCUCUCUCCUCGCUUUGGGAGAAGAAGCAGGACCCGCGCCCCCCAGCCAGGCAAGGCCAGGCCAGGCAAGGCAGGGACCGCCAAGCCCUUCCUGCGCGCUCCCCGGACGGUCCUCGCCCCGGUGGUCACCCUCUUCCCAGCGCGCGGCUGAUGUGCACGAAGAUGGAGCAGCCUUUCUACCCUGACUCCUUUUUCUCCGGCUACAGUCAGGAGUACAAGGCGCUGAAGUCGGGCAUGGCUCUGAACCUGUCGGCCGAGUCGUACCGCGGCCUGAAGUCCCAGCUGCCCCAUCACCUCCGCGGCCAAGACGACGGCCCGGCCGCCUACUUCCCGGGCUCCCUUCCCCAGCAGCCGGCCGAGACCGGGAGCUCCAACUCGCUCAAACUGGCCGCUCCGGAACUGGAGCGCCUCAUCGUCCAGAACAGCAACGGCGUGAUCACCACCACUCCCACGCCUCCCGGCCAGUACUACUACCCUCGGGGGGCCACGGAGGAGCAGGAGGGCUUCGCCGACGGCUUCGUGAAGGCGCUGGACGACCUGCACAAGAUGAACCACCUGCCGCCCCCCAACGUCUCCCUCGGGGGAGCCGGGGCGGCGGCGGCGGCGGUGUCCUCGGCCAGCAGCGGCUACGGCGCCUCGCUUCCCCAGGAGCCGCCGCCGGUCUACACGAACCUGACCAGCUACCACCCUGCCGGCUCGUCGAGCGGCUUCCCGAGCGCCAACCUCAGCUACCUGCCGCAGCCUCACAGCCUGGCCUUGCCCCACCCGGCGCGGGGUUUCAAAGAGGAGCCCCAGACGGUGCCGGAUGUGCAGAGCCCGCCCGUCUCCCCCAUCAACAUGGAAGACCAGGAGCGGAUCAAGGUGGAGAGGAAGCGGCUGCGCAACCGCCUGGCCGCCACCAAGUGCAGGAAGAGGAAGCUGGAGCGCAUCGCCCGGCUGGAGGAGAAGGUGAAGACCUUGAAGUCCGAGAACGCGGGACUGUCCAGCACGGCCAGCGCGCUGCGGGACCAGGUGGCGCAGCUCAAGCAGAAAGUCAUGAACCACGUGAACAACGGCUGCCAGCUUCUCCUGACGGCCAAGAUGCAGCAGUCUUUCUGAGGAGGGGGAGGAUCAUCAUCAUCAUCAUCAUCCAGAAGGCGGGGGGGGGGAACCAAGCCG
This is a messenger RNA of Pogona vitticeps (central bearded dragon), 1493 nucleotides long. RefSeq names its product JunB proto-oncogene, AP-1 transcription factor subunit (gene JUNB). Gene Ontology annotation, molecular function: DNA-binding transcription factor activity, RNA polymerase II-specific; RNA polymerase II cis-regulatory region sequence-specific DNA binding; transcription factor binding. Gene Ontology annotation, biological process: regulation of transcription by RNA polymerase II; regulation of cell population proliferation; regulation of cell cycle. Lineage: Eukaryota; Metazoa; Chordata; Lepidosauria; Squamata; Agamidae. The record is from RefSeq and is a predicted model, not a curated record. Gene Ontology annotation, cellular component: transcription regulator complex.